This is a messenger RNA of Paramecium sonneborni, 1245 nucleotides long. The record is from the annotation of a GenBank genome assembly. NCBI's taxonomy places the organism in Eukaryota, Ciliophora, Oligohymenophorea, Peniculida, Parameciidae.
AUGUAAACAAGUUUACCAAAAGUAAGAUUACAAAGUGAAUAUCCAAUAAAGAAGGUUGUAAGUCCAUUGAUUGAGUUACCAGCUGAAUUUGUAUUAAUCGAGAAGGCUGGAUAAGGUAGUUUUGGAGAGAUUUAUAAAAUCUAUAAUACAAUUACAAAAACUUUGCAUGCAUGUAAAGUGGAAUUUAAAGAUACAAGACAAUAAAAUUAAUAGUCAUUGUUAGUUAAAGAAUACAAUACAUUAGUAUAGUUAAAAGGAAUAUAAUAAAUUCCUUAACCUUAUCAAUUAAUUUAACAGUAGGAUUACAAAUUGAUAAUAAUGCCAUAUUAUGGUUAAGGUAAUGGAAUUAUUAAGUUAAGGUAAUUUGGAGGAAUUACGUAAGAAGUAAUUACAUGAGAAAUUCUCUGAAACAUGUAUAAUUAGAUUAGCAUAUUGUUUGAUAACAGCAAUAGAAGCAGUUCAUGAAAGAAAAUUUGUACAUAGAGAUAUAAAGCCAGAGAAUUUCUUAGUUGGAAGUAGUGGAGAUCAUCAUACAGUUUAUUUAAUAGAUUUUGGAUUAGCCAAGCCAUAUUAAGAUGCAUAAGGUAUUAAAUAAGAAGAUUUAAAUUUAGGAAUUCAUAUACCUUAAGCAGAUAAUAAGGGAAUGGUUGGUACAGCUAGAUAUACAAGUAUUAAUUCACAUUUAGGUGCUGAGUAAAGUAGAAGAGAUGAUUUAGAAGCUAUGUGUUAUGUUCUUUUAUAUCUCUAUAAUGGUUAAUUACCAUGGCAGAAUUUUUCAUGUUAAACGAGAUAAGAAAAAUUUUAAAAGAUUUUAGAAGCCAAAUAAAAAUUUGCUGCAGGUUAAUUAGAAAUUAGUAUCCCUCAUAUUAUUAAAAUAAUUUAUGAUCAUUCUAAAGGAUUAAGAUUUGAUGAAUAACCUAAUUAUGCAAAAAUGAAGGAAUUAUGUAAAGAAGGACUUAAUAAAAAUAGUAAUAUAUAAUUAAAUUAGGACCUUAUUGUUUUGAUUGGUGUGCAUAAGAUUGCAAAUUUAAACCUUUUGAAGACAUGAAUGAUGGAUUUAGUGAAUUGGCAAGUGAAUUUUCAACUUUUAGAAAGUAACAAAGAGGAUAAACUACAGAUUAAAUAAGCACAAAUAUCAAAAAGAUAUAACCAUUCUAAUAAAUUAAAGAGGAAGAUGAAGAAUCUAUUAAUGAACUUCCUAAUAUUCAAAAAAUUACCAAGUUUUAUUAAAAUAAAAAACAUUGA